Anopheles merus is the source of this 9117-nucleotide messenger RNA. RefSeq names its product serine-rich adhesin for platelets (gene klar). Bases 360 to 7001 code for a protein of 2213 amino acids. The transcript is spliced from 15 exons. NCBI's taxonomy places the organism in Eukaryota, Metazoa, Arthropoda, Insecta, Diptera, Culicidae. The record is from RefSeq and is a predicted model, not a curated record. Gene Ontology annotation, cellular component: membrane.
AUUUUCCAUCGGUAGAAAAUAGUCAUCUUGUGGCGUGCGAACGAAAGCACCUCUUAGCAGCAGCAGCAACCGUUGCAACCGCCACCGACAUGUCGGUACGGUCGCCGAACUGUCAUCCAGCGCUCUGCGUGCCGCUGGUCCACUUCUUGUGCCACUGAGAGGGUUGGAACCAAGCGCUUUUGGUGAAGGAAGGAAGAUACAGUGUGCUCUAUAAGGCGCGGCAGUAGAAUAAAUCGUCCGGCAGGAAAAGUGAGGAACACACAGUGUCCUGGUGCGAUCGGCGUGUUUGUGUGGAGUGAACCGAUACACACAGUCGUUAGGCUUGGGUGGUGCAGACUUGCAAUUAGCAGAUUGAAGCCAUGAAACCACCGAGCAUUGACAUGUCAUCAGCAGCAGCCACUAACAGCAGCAGCAGCAGCAGCAACACGAUCCGACCAUCGCCGGCAGCAACAUCCUCACCGACGAUAGCGAAUUCUAUUGUACAUAGUAGUACUAAUGUAGCCAGCGGCAUAAGCGGAAUGGUGGGCCCCGGUGUAGGCGGGUCUAACAGUAACAGCAGCAGUAGCAGUAGCACGACAACACCAACACAUACCGCCACGGGAGUUGUGCCAGCAGCAGCUGGUGCGGCAACGGCGGCCGCCAACAACAGCAGCAGCAGCGCGGGAGCCAGUCCGAGCUGCUUCAUCAAGCCAUCGCUUUCGCUCAACUCGCUGCCACCGCAGGGACAUCCCGAAGGCUCGGAGAUGGCACAGCACAGGCUGCGUAUCGAUAGGCCUUACAAUAGUUUAAAGAAGAAACGUGACACAGAACGGGAACUGUGGCGACGGUCGUGGGGCAGCGGGCACAGCCACAGCUCGUGCAGCCUGCAGAGCAGCACCACCAACACCGGCCUCGGCAAGGACGAUUUCUGGGCGGCCUUGCAGACGAACUACAACUUCAUCAUGGACACCAACCUGCUCGACAGCUGCCGGGAGGCGCGGGGCGAAAUCGAGGGCACCGUCUGCCGGGACGACCUCGAGGACGAUGAUGUCAACUGUUGCCGAAAGGCACUGUUCAAACCAGCACAAACGCACCGCUUCUACGGCGAUCCGCGCUUGCUGCGCCAGUGGAUCAAAGAGAUGGAGAACCGAGUGGCCAGAGUACCGUCGGUAACGGAAACCAAGAGACUGAGAAUCGAGCAGCUGCAGAAGCUGGCAGUAGAGCACGGGGAAAUUUAUCGCGAAAUCAAAUCGAACUCCCGGGCAGUAGCAGCUUGCAUUCGUAGCUACGAACGUGACCGAAAGUCUGCCUCGUCCGCAUCCGGCAAGGGUUCCCUGACGCCGGACGUCGAAGCAUCGCUCGGUGGCGGCAGCAGCAACAGCAACAGCACCAGUGGCCAUAAUAAUAAUAAUAGUAAUAGUAGCGUAGCACCGACCGCUGACGGCAAGGGCAAAGAGAACGGUGGAGGAGGCGUGAAAGGAUUAGAGCGGCGCUACCAUCUGCUCUACCUGAAAGCGUUCGAGAUACAGUGCCUUUUGGAGGGUUUGUUGGACAGCAAGACUUCGAGCUCGGACAACAACGCUAGCCUGUCGGACACGGAUGAGGAGCCGGCCAACAAGCUAGCCCGUGUCAGCAGCUCCAGCAUCAAAUCUCAGGGUUCUAAUCACAACGACACAUUGAAUAAUGAAGAAUGGGUUAAGGUAAAGAAGCUGUCCAACGCUGGUUUCGAUGCCGAUUCUGAAGGCAGCGAUAGUGAAAUUGUGCCGAAAAUCAUUGCCUACAGUGGAGCGACAGUGGGCAGCAGCGCCUACAACAAUACUAGCAGCGGCAGCGCCAGCAGCCAGAAGCAGCAGGAGGAAGUUCAGUACCACCCGGGUAGCGGGGGCAUUUUAACUAGCAGCAGCGCAGUAGCACCAUCAUCCUCACCGAGCUCGGGUAAUCUUAUGAUGGAAGCAGACAUCAACAACCUAUCGACGACGACGACACUUUCCGAUGCCACGACACUGACGCAGACCAGCAGCACGAACGGAGCCACCGAAGUCGCCGCCCUCGCCGCGACCGUGCUGAAGGAGAACAUUCUCAACAACAACAACAACAACAACACAACGAUCGAGAGCGAAAAGUCACUGCUGAUCGGGUCGUGCGAUCUGGUCGAUGGAGCCGCCCCACUGCUCAGCAGCACCGGACUCGAUGUGGUAAACAAUAAUGCGAGCGUGAACGGAGCAGCAAUCGUGCCGAAGGAGCGUCAAGCCGGCAAGGGAUCCCUGCGCAACGCGAAAUCAUCCUCCCCGAUCGGCGGUUCGUCUGGCAAGCAGAAGCGGUCGAAGGUGAGCGACUCGUCGAAGUUUAACCGCUCCAAUCGCAAGUCGAAGAAUUGCGCCACGUUUUACUUCAAACAUCUCGACACGGACUCGGAGCUGAACAAGGAUUCGAGCGAGCGGACCAAAUCGGACGAAUCGUCCUCACCCGGUACAUCGUCGCCCUCUGCGUCCUCUUCUGAAGGGGACGACGAGUGGGUGUACAACAACGGUGGCGGUGAGGAAGAGGAGGAAGAAGACGACGAUGAUCUGCUAGCGGUGCGGAAGCGUGCGGAAGCGGCUCGCGAGGCCGGCGAAGAGGAGGAGAAGGAAAACAAACCGGCGGACCGAGGUGGUGAUAAGCAUCAGCGGGAGGAGCUUGUGGCGUCGACCGGUGCCUUAAAGAUGACGGCCGGGCGGGAACCGAAGUCGAAGAAGUGUUUGGACUUUUCGCGCGAUGCGUCCCAGAAGGGUGGACAGGCGGCGAGUACGACAAACGGGCGCAGCAAUGGUGGGGGAGGACGGUCGCUGAUGAUGACGUCGAUUGGCAGUUUCGGCAAGGGCACGGAGAGUGUCAACGGCGGUACCAAGGGAUCGAAGUAUGCAACCAGCUCGAUCCAAAGGUUAGUGCUGCAUGCCGAAACGCUGGUGCGUGACGAAAUUUUCGCCAAAAACGCGGCUGCAGCUGCGGCGGCGGCGGCCGUGGCCGGUGGCAGUACGCCCAAAACGGUGGUGAAAAAUCCCCACUACUAUAAUCACCAUCACCACCAUCAUCAUCACAACUACAGUGCUAACAAUAGCAGCAGCAACAACAGCAGCAGCAGCCACCACCAUCCCGUGCUGCCGGUGGGGCUGAUUGCCGUCGAAACGGGGGCGAACCGGCACGGUGCUGCCAGCACCGCUCACAGUCAGCAUCACCAUCACCAUCACCAUCACGGUCACGGUCGAAAGGCGGAGAAAGCCAUGAGCAAUCUGAAGAUGAAUCUAAUCGAGGAAUGGCUUGAAAAGCAACCGCUAGACGCACCGGUGUCGGCACCACUGCUGCCAGCCUCCGCACCGACGACCGACUGUGAAGCGUCGGGCGAGUACACCGACUCCGAUUCGAUCGCGCGCGACACGGACAGCUCGGAGGGGCUGGCCAACUCGGUCGCCACCUGCCUGCAGGGCGAGCAGACGCAAACGUCCCAGGAGCUGCUGAACGACGGCACGUCCUACCCGUCCGAGAACUCGAACGAUGACGAGGGCGUCGCCACCAAUUCGAAAGGCGGAAGCAGCGGCACGGCUGCCGCCACCGCCACCGGGGGAGCCGGUGGAGCCGGCGGUGUAACGGCCGCCAGCUCGAGCCCUUCGCUCUCGACAUCGGCCGUGCAUGGCAGCGGUGGAGCAGGCAGCGUGUCGACGGUAGUGAAGCGUAGACCGCACCGAUCCGCCACCGAUCGACCGUGGUCGGUGUCGUGCAUGUCGCAGCUGAACGCAUCGAGCGUGGAAAUUAACCAGUACGGUGGCGGUGGAGGUGGUGGUGGUGGGGGCACGAGCGGACCGGACAGUGCCGGUGGCAGUGGCGGUGGCGGCAACGACGACCGCAAGCAGCACAGUGGCAGUGGCGGUGACGUCGGUGCCGGUGGCAGCAAUGACAGUGGCAACCGACGACCGCUGACGGACCACCGCAACUACUCGAUCAGCGAAUCGGCACUGAACACGAUGGCCCGGGCCGGCAGUGGCUCGUCGAUGGUUGGAUCCCGCGGCAGCAUGAAGCCAACCUCCAGUCAGCAGACCGUCGUGCGCAACGCCGAAAGCAAGGGUUCGCUCAAGAAGCGCAAGCUGCGUCCGCGUCGCAAGAAUCGCAUUGAUGAGUCGGGCUCGGACGAAUCGCAACCACCGCACCACAGCUCGUCCACGUUGCAUCUGCUGCAGCAGUCGCUGCUCCUACAGUACAACGCGCUCGCCGCUGGCAGCGCGCAACCGCUGCGCGAGAUACAACUGUCCGGGACGGGCGGCAGCAACAGCAGUGUGGCGGGCGGUGGCGUUAUUGCCUCCAGCCGACGGUUGCUAAAGUCGGAAUCAUUUUCCGGCCGGCUGCGGCUAUCCGACGAUCUGCUUACGCUGUCCUCCCUGUCCGGUUCUUCCUCGCGCAAGUCGUCCUCGGUGCGGCAAACGACCACGGCAGCAGCCCGUUCGUCGUCCAAGCGUUCGCAGGACAGCGAGGAAGAGUUCGGCUGCGCGAUGGCGAAGCCCGAGUUCCGCAUCGGCUCACUGACGCGCACCCGGUGCGGCAGUCUCAAUCUAGGAUCAUUAGCGGCGCUCGCUAAUUAUAAUCUAGAUGGUGUGGAGAAGGCGGAAACCGACCUGAACGGAACCGGCACGGGCACGGAGGAGAUGAGCAGCUUCUCGGAGCAGGCGUGGGACAACUACCAGGAGAAGUACAUGUCCGAACCGUACUCGGAGGACCGGGAUACGGAUGCGGCCCGCCGGCUGCUCGACUUUGGCGACGACUAUCGGAACUUUAUCGAUUCGCAGUCGGACUGUGCGUCGUCGUCGCUGUCGGCGGCCAAUAUGGAUUCGCUGUCGCCGCCACGGUUCCGGCUCAAGUCGGAAUCGGCGAAUAAGUCGGAGACGAACGCGAACUCGCUCAAUCGCCGCAAGCGAUUGGACGAGUACCGGAUGGAUGAUCGAUAUGGCAACAACAUGAACUCCUGGUCCAGCAAAUCGGGCAGCCCGCCCCAAUCGACCAGCAACAUCAGUGGACGAAAGAAUGGUUCGCUCUCCUUCCUCGAGGGAACGCCACUCGCACCGAUGGCUGAAUCGAGCGGCAACAGCAGCGGGUUGAACGGAUUGUUGAGCGCUGGAGGUGUCGGCGGUGGUACGACAAGCGGCGUCCGACGCCGUUCCCUACGCUCCGUCGACAAGCACAACUCGUCGGCCGCGUUCGUUCGGUCGAUGUCGCACGAAACGAGCAGCAGCUCGAACAACGAGUUCGACGAGGACAUGGAGGCCGAGGUGAAGAAGCUGCUGAUCCAGAGCAAGAUCCGGUUCGCCAACACCGAGGCGCUGAAGGCCAAGUGCCACCUGCUGAAGCCGGACGACUACAGCGAAAUCAUUACCACCUGCCGGGAGAACGUGCGCUGCCUGGAGUCGGUGCUACGCUGCCAGCCCGGAACAGUGCUGACCGCCGCCAAGUGCCAAGAUUUACGAGAUACAAUCGUCUGCUGGGAAGGGCUACUGAACUGGAGCGAGCGGCGCGUCAUCAGCAACCAGUUCCUGGACGAUAUACGCGCGCUGAAGGACGUCCUGGAGGAGCUGGGCAGCAAGACGUUCAACAUCUGCUCGGAGUCGCACAUCCAGCUGGCGAUCGAUCAACUGAAGAAUGAGCACAAAGUUCUGCAGAACCAACGGCCAAAGAUGCUCACGCUGAACGCAACCGUACACAACUGGGUGUCGAACCAGGAGCAGCAGCGCAAGGAGCUGCUCGACUCGUCCGUCGACGCCCGGCUGGAGCAGCUGGAACGGGACAAGAACUUUGACCGCUGCAUUGGGGGCCACUGUGGCGAAUGCUACGACUGUCUGAACGAUAUCCGCCUGGAUACGUCGGUCAAUCGCGAGCUGAAGUAUGGCAUCACCACCCUGUACAGUACCUGGGAUGAGGCGGAAGUGCGACUAAGAAACCGCAUCGAAAAUCUGACCACCUCCAUGAUGACGUGGAAGCAGCUGGAGGAUGGUUUGAGCGAUUUCCGCAACACGCUGGACCGGGACCGGGGAAAACUUCAAGGCAUUGAAGGCGCCCUCCAGAGUGGCGGCGGCACUACCGAGGAGAUCGUGAACAGUGUGAAGGAGGUCGUGAAGGCACUGUCGGAGAAGGUGGAUCCACUCUUCCAGCAGCAGCAGCAGCAACAGAACGGUGCUAUCGAGUCGUCCGGAGCGUUUCAGCAGCAGCAGCUGGAGUCGCCUCAGGAGAACCUGCAGCAGCUGCUGGUGCCGGCGCUCCCGGCCUGCGUUAAGCUCUCGUCGAACGGUUCUCUGUCUGACAGUGGCAUUUCCGACGGUGGCGGCAUGUCUGACGGCAGCCUGUCGGAGCGCGAGCGGCGGCUGAACGCGCUCAAGCGGCUAGUAAAGCAGCUCGAGGUAGCGCUCGCGCCCGGCAGUGACGCGAUGCAGACGAUCACGAAGCGGCUCGAAAUGGCGGAGCACGAUUUGCGCUCGCUGCAGAGCACGUGCCGCAAGAUCAUCAUGAGCGAGAAGAACCAGCAGGAGCAGCGGCUGCAGGCAACGCAGCAGGACCGUCCGGCUGGCCGGGACUCGGCCGACGGGAACAACAACAACAGUGCGGCGGUGAAAAACAAGAACAAGAAAUCACCCUCGCGCAAGAAGCAUCGAAACGGCGGACAGAACCGCAGCCAGUCAAACACCUCCGCCGAAGCGACGGAAAACGAAGACGACGAGCACUUGCUGCAGCAGCAAAAGCAGCAGCAGGAGGAGCUGCAGCGUGAGCAUCUGCUGGCGAUGCAGAAAACGGGCCAGCUCGGCAUUGUGCAAACGACCAAGAUGAAGCUGUCGCAGAACCGGUGGGUGUGGCGCAUCACCAAGAUCGCCGUGCCCGUCCAGCUGGCCCUGGUGCUGGUGAUGUGUGCCGCCUGCUUCUUCGAGCCGCACUGCUGCGACGCGCUCAACACCUACUCGAUGAGCCUGACGCCCCAGCUGCGCUACAUGAAGGGACCACCGCCGAUUUAAUGUGGGAGCAAAAUUGAGGUGAACAUCCGCGGCAAUAGCCCACCGUAUGACGGUUGCACCAUAGAGGCGUUCGCACCAGGGGGGGCGGGGCUGUCAUGAGAGGGUGCGAUUUUAAGUAAUUGGAUAGAUUUUUUAUAUCCUGGAGAUAUAACACACGCGCGCCCGGUUGUUUAGUUACUAUAUUACUACACCUGGCCCUCCCCUGGACCUGGGAGUGGGCAAAAAACAGGGAUCCAGGGUUCACAAACCCUUCCUUCGCUUCCCCCGGGGAAGCAUUGUGGUGUAUAAUCUUACUCUUUAAUAUUUUGUUUCUGCAAUUUCGUUCUUCCUAACGUUCAUAAUCUUGUCAUCGUUUCGUGCGUAAGUUUACGCUAUACGUAUUUACACAUAUUUACACAUAUGCAUAUUUUUUUUUGUACAGGAAAGUACGCCAAUCUUAGUAUUUUAAUCUGUUUUUCUUCUUCAUUUUUCUCUCCCUUUACUUUACCUUACUCCCUACUUAGAGCUUAUAUUUAUUAGAGCGUUUAGCUUCGAAUCAAAUGUACAAUACUAUUCGACCGCAGCACACGGGGUCGAUCGGUUCGUUUAGUGAUGUUAUUUAAUCGUAAGCGCAUCGUGUAAGAGAGCAAUUUAGUAUGCAUUAAUGAACCUUAUUUUUUUUCGAUUUUUGAGUUAGUUUAUCAGUCGGCCGUUAUUAGCCGACGAUUCGAAUUGUAAGUUUUCGUUUCAAUUUUGUUCUAUACUUUCAAUUACCAAUACAAAGAUAGCUACGAACGUUAGUGUGGCUUCAUCUUCCGCUACUUGUUACUUGUACCGAGAUAAAUAACUACUAACAAUUUAAAUUGUAAGUUUACCUCUAACGGAAGCAAAAACAAAACCUCCUUAAACUUAAAAGCUACGCUAUUUGGUGCGAAGCUACGAAGCCGCUGGUUAUAGCAUACUUAACAAACAGCAACGAAUCGAAACCAUACAGUGCCUUGUAACAGCAGAAGCGAACGUUACGGUUGCAAUGCAUAAAGGUGCGUUGAUUCUCUACCCCCAAAAAUCGCGCUUGCCAACAGCAACAACUCGGCAAAAGACUGUUUUUGUAGCGAAAAGGUGAGUGCUGCUGCUGCUGCUGCUGCUGCUGCUGUUGGUUUGGCUUUCCAUCUCCAGUGAUAAUAGCAGUUCCAUUAAAACCGAAAAAAGUAGUUAGAGAAGAGAGAGGAUGGAUAAACAAACAAAAAAAACGGUGUGUGUACCACACACUGACACGUCGGUUGAGUGUUUUCGGUCGGUCGGUCAGUCGCUCGCUACUUAUAUUGCCUUCACGAAUUGUAAGAUGAUUUGUUUUUUUCGUUUUUGUUUCUGUAAGAACUCUGCGCCUCGGCACACAGCACUGCACCGAGUAUUUUGCUCUGUACUUGUAUCUUCCUCCUGAGGCAUGCGUCCUUAAUUUGUAUAUUUUGUCGAAGUAAAAAAAGCAGAAAAGAAGUGUAUUAGGAGGUCACCAUAAGCGUGCGGUGUCGAAGUUUCGUGAACACAGGUUUCUUACGUACGCAAACUACCCCACUACUAUCUUACCCCGGUGUAAUAUGUUGUUCGUGGACUAGUUAGUUUACCUUUAGCCUUUUGCGUUCGAGAAUUGAGGGGCACGUGGCCUUUACCGUGUCUCAUCUUUAUUCCGGUUCAUUCCUUACUCUUGAUUGUUAGUGCACAAAACAUUUAAAAAAAACGAUGGAAAGCGAAGCUAAAAGCAAGCAAGAAAUCCGACAAAUAGGAGAUAAGGAAUUGGAUUUGUAAGGAUCGCGCCCUAACGCGCUUACUUCCGGUAAUACAUACAGACAUAAGUGCGUGAGAUUUGAGGCAAGGCAAAUGAUGUUAGGAGGUUUAUAUUUUAUCGGAACAAGAGCUUAACAGCGAAGAGUGCAAUUUUCAAUUGUUUCUCGAUUCAUCUUUCUCUUCCUUCUCCUUUUUGAGUAGGGACGGGACAGGCUCCCGACGUGCGCGGGCCGAUGCACCAAGAAAGCAAACAAAACCGCAAUCGCCAGAACACAAACAAAAACCAAUAUAUAUGCAAUAGAGACACGAAACAGCAGAAGGUGGAGAAUAAAUUUUACAUUUUCCUACAAUCGAA